Messenger RNA from Cuscuta europaea, 3325 nucleotides. The record is from the annotation of a GenBank genome assembly. Lineage: Eukaryota; Viridiplantae; Streptophyta; Magnoliopsida; Solanales; Convolvulaceae.
CCUGACAAGUGCGAUCAACGGCCCCGAUUGAUCCUCUCAAGGUCCCACUGAUGGGAAAGUCCGAAAUCGUAUACACCAAGUCCAAAGUUGGCCUAAGCGUUUGUCCGGAACUGAAGCUUUUAGGGUGCAAGUGAGCACACCCAAGAAUUGCCCAAUCUUAAAGUGCAACAAAAUGAGAAGUGAGAUGAGAUGGGGGAAUUUGUGAAGUGUGAAGCCAGGCCAAUAGAAAGCAGAAGCGGUGGAUUUCUUACCAUUUGAGGAAUAAAAGUAUCUUUUUUCGUACUAAGAAGAAGAAGGGACAGGAAGAAGAGGAAGAGGAACAGCUGAAAAAGAGACCCAAGCGUUAUUCUGCGGGUUUACCUAUUAUGCAGAAAGCUAAAGGUGAUCAGUGUUCUAAAGGAGCAGUUUCAGCAAACUGGACAUGAGUAUGCUGCUGUGAACAUGCUCCAACCAAGUGAAACCGAUGUUCUUGUUCUGUUCUUGUUCCUAGUUGUGCUUCCUAUUGUCAUUUACAUCUUACUAGGAAAAUGGAAUGAGGCUGGAAAGAAGAAAGGGAGGGCAAGUUUCCUAUCCCAACAAACUGCUGAAGCAGCUUUUGGAGUAGAAGACAUGGCUCCUGCCAGUGUCUUUCCUCCGUUUCCUGUACCUGUACCUUUGCCAAACAGUUCUUUGCACCCGUACGCAACUUCACCAUAUCCAAAUGUCUCGCACACUGAAUCUGAGGCCGUGUCUUCGCCAAAUGCUCCCCUUCAUCAGUGUGCAAAGUGCUGUGGUCCCGCGAUGACUCGCUGUUCUAGAUGCAAGUCCGUUCGCUACUGUUCGGGAAAGUGCCAGAUUCUCCACUGGAGGGAAAUUCACAAGCAUGAGUGCUGUCUAUUGGAAAAGAAUGGGAAUACUUCAUCUCCUAAGCAUUCUUUGAUGGAAGAUCUUCCUGGAAAGAUCCCACUUGAUAGUAACAUGAGUGGGCAGUUUGUUGAUUGCAAAGGCAAGCAGCAUAGGUCUGAUAAAGACCCUUCGGACCAUAUUAUUGAAUCUCCAAUAAGCACACCAGAUUCAUUGAGACAGAGAAGACCUGGAGAGAGGAGAGCUUCUCGAAAGGCAAAUAAAGAUGUUAUUAGAAAAGUAGAAGGAAAGAUAUCAGACCACACGUCUAGGAGUAGAGUUAGUUCAUCUACUUCGUGUUGCGCAAUUCCAUCAUCAGACUCUUCUAGAAAUAAGUUCAGAGAGAGCAACUCUUUGCCUCAUCAACAACAUAUUUUCCCCAAUGGAGAUACUGAUAACCAAAAUGCCAUGCAAAACCAUUAUAUGAUGUCACAGAAGCAAAGCGAACCUGAUCACCCGACAAAAAAUCAGUAUGGUAGGUCAGAUGCACUGGAUUGUGAAGUUGACGAGACAAAUGCAUGUGAAGGUCAAAUGGAUACAUAUGACCGAGAAAACGGUCUCUCUGGAGGAUUUAGCUCUCAAGGAAAUGCUAAAACAAAGGAGACUAUGCCUUCUCAGGGGCGCAAUGGGGGUGCUCAUAUGGGUUUCAUGAAAAUGUUUGGUCUAAUGAAGUCAUCAAGACUUGACAGACAAGCACAUUCAACAGUCAAAUAUGACAGGCACAAGAAGUUAAAGAUGCUGUUUCCAUAUGAAGAAUUUGUGAAGUACUUCCAGUAUGAAGUUCUCAACGUGUCACCCAGAGGACUAAUCAAUUGUGGGAAUAGUUGUUAUGCCAAUGCUGUCUUGCAGUGUUUGACCUUCACCAAACCUCUAACGGCCUUUUUGCUUCAUCGAUCACAUUCUCAAUCUGGCUGUGGGAGAGAUUGGUGCCUCAUGUGUGAACUUGAGCAGCAUGUGCUGAUGUUAAGAGAGGGUGGGGACCCACUGUCUCCGAAUAAAUUUCUUUUGCGCAUGCGUAGCAUAAACAGCCAGAUUGGGAAUGGGAGUCAGGAAGAUGCACAUGAAUUCUUAAGACUUUUUGUUGCAUCAAUGCAAUCUAUAUGCUUGGAAGGUUUAGGUGGAGAGAGAGCUUGUGAACCUAGAUUGCAAGAAACCUCCUUUAUACAACACACUUUUGGGGGACGACUAAGAUCUAAGGUGAAGUGUUUAAGAUGCCAUCAUGAGUCAGAGUGCAAUGAAAACAUAAUGGAUCUUACAUUGGAAAUAUAUGGUUGGGUUGAAUCUCUUCAAGAUGCAUUAACACAAUUUACAAGUCCUGAAGAUCUUGAUGGAGAAAAUAUGUAUAGAUGUGGAAGGUGUGCUUCGUAUGUUCGAGCACAAAAACAAUUAAGCAUACAAGAAGCUCCAAAUAUCUUGACUAUUGUCUUGAAAAGAUUUCAGGGAGGGUGCUAUGGGAAGAUAAACAAGUGCAUUAGUUUCCCAGAGAUGCUGGAUAUGAUCCCAUACAUGACUGGGACUGAUGAUACCCCUCCACUUUACAUGCUUUACGCAGUCGUUGUCCACUUGGAUACAUUGAAUGCAUCCUUUUCUGGGCAUUAUAUAUCCUAUGUGAAAGAUACACAAGGCAAUUGGUUCAGGAUUGAUGAUACCAAGGUUCAGCCAGUUCAUACGAGCCAAGUUAUGAGUGAAGGAGCAUAUAUCUUAUUUUACAUGCGGUCAUCCCCACGGCCUGAUAGAACUUGUACUACUAGCAAGAAUACCCGGAAUCUAGUCCCUGCCAUGUCAAAGCAGUGUUCCUCAUUGAAAUCUCAGAAACCUUCACGACCUGAGCAUAUGAAAGGAAAUACAAACCAUUACACUUCUGGCAGUGUUUCCAGAAAUGCAAGUAGAAACAGACAGCCAUUAAUGGGGAUGCAUUCAGAGAACAUGGACCCCGCGACAAGUGACUGGUCCCUUUUCACCAGCUCAGAUGAAGCUUCUUUCACGACAGAGAGUACACGUGACUCUUUCAGUACAGUUGACUAUGCAGAUGGCAGCACCAUUGAUCCGAUGUCUUCUUUCAUGAACAUGGCUCCGGACUAUACCACCUCAAAGAGAACAACAAUUGCUUGCAACAUGUUUUCCGGAAGUAGGCCCCACACGACUUUCUUUUCGGAAAACAAGGGGUUUGUUGUGGCUGCUAGUACAAACUAUCUCAGUAGUGUACAGGAGGGCAAUGAUGGUAACGAUGAUGAUGAUAUGUCGCAGGUUAUUAACAGUCCUCAUGAAGCUUUUUUUGUUGAUAGGCAUGUAAAUUAUGGGUAUGAUGAUAAGUCUAGAUAUGAUGUAGAUCCCCAGACUUAUUAUCAUCAUCAUGAUCAAUUAUUAUAGUAUGUAAUGUAAUUUGGAAAUGGUUAUAUUGCAACUUAGCUAGGUAGAAGAUGUUUAGUGGAGUAGAAGCUAA